UAUCAUAGUAAUCAGACGAUUUGACAGAAACGCUGGUCGUGUACACACGUUCGGCGAUACACUAAUAUAAUUACUGUGUUUAAUAUUAACUAUAACUUCGUUUUACUACUUAUUGCCACGCCUUGUGUAAACGUUCGCAAUACGAGUUUAGCUUAGCUCUAAUAUCUGUAUUAUAUCCCUCAUACCUGAUCCAACCCGAAUCUGUGCAGUCCAUGGAUAACGAAAUAUCCACUGCCGGUUCCAUCGGUACCACUGUUCUGGACUUGCCAUUGAACCGAUCGGAGACAGUCACAACGGACUACUCGCCAGAUGACGAGGAUCUGGACGGAGCAGCAGCCGCUGCCGCCGCCGCGUCAGAGGCAACUCGUGACACUCUGGCUGAUGGCCUGGUUGCCAGUUUGCUCAGACCAUGUGUUGAUCGAUUGGAUGCAUCUGUCCAGUGCACUAGACUGAGCCAACUUGAUUUGAAACUACAGCUUGACUCGUUAGCUACAGAGCUCAAGCGCCUGUCGUUAGCACAGCAAGACUACUUGUUUGCUACAACAUCGAUAUCAUCAUCACAGUUGCCAAUCUCUGCUGACAAGACCAUUUCAUCUACAGUGACUGCUACAACAAAGACCACUACUGACACAUGUGUCCUACUAGAUGGGUAUGCUCGUAGAUUGUGUGAUGCACGUGCCAAGAUAGCCGUUGUGGGAAAUAUACUCGAGUCUACACAGGAACGCUUACGAGCACUCUCUCAUCGAAUAGGUCGCGAGCACAAUAAUCGGCGAUCACUCUUAGAGCCUCAAGCUGUAGUAAUUGGUGUGGAAAAUGAACUGGAAUUGGAAGAAGAAAAUGAUAAAAAUAAUGAUGUAAAAGAGGAAAUAAACGACAAUAAUGAGGAAGAUCAACCAAAUAAGCAUUUCACAAAUUCCAACGAUGAUAAUAAAGAGGAAGAACAACCUGGGGAAGAUGCUACAGUGAUUACAAUAUCACCAGCAGCAUCAGAAAUACCAAAAAAGUCAUGAUGAAUCAUUAGUCAUGCUGGCUCAAUAGUGUCCAGGGAGAUAUAGUGCUUUGUGACCUGCUGAUGUUGAUGUGGCAGCUUGAAUUUAUCGCUGCUAUCAUUCUAUCAGAAACCAUCAUUCUAAAUAUAUCAUGAAUUGUUAAUAAUAAUUUCGUUUGGUGGAAGCUCUGUGAGCAGGUUCUUAGCGUGGUGCUAGCUCUUGGACCAUAACACUCCAUCCACCGGAUUAAUUAGCCAUCUACCAGGUGAACCAGCAUCUAGAACUGCACAGAUAUAUUGCAGUACAUGUUUUAUUAUCAUUCCAAUAUGUAUAAUUGUUAUUAACAUAAAUCAUAAUAUCAGAAUAUGUAAAAUAUAAUUCAUUACAAACAUAGUAUAUUGUUGUACUAUGUGCACAAAUAACAUAUUAAAUUUUACUUGGAUAUAUUUUUUUUUAAAUAUAUUUGUUAUUAUAUAAACUUGUUUAUUCAACUAUAACAUCAUUGAGUUUGAUUUAUUGAAUACAAUUUGGUCUGAAUUGGUCUCCGCUACAUUUGAAACCUUGGCUUGUAUUUAUAUUAGAUUCAAAAUGUAUUUAUUUAUUCCUUCAUUGACCAAAUUUGUGUCUUAUAAAGUACCAUACUUACAUUGAUAUUGACAAUGUAGAGUUUUUAUUCUAUCUAAGAUUUAGCAUCAACAGUUGAAACUAUUAAUUAGUUAAGGCUAUUGGGCUAAAGAGAAAACAGAAGAUUACAAUUAUAAAUAAUAAUCCUGUCUUAGUUACCUCCCAUAUUUUAAAUUAUAAUAUUAUGUGACUAAUCAUACUUGUAUUUUUACUACUUUGCUGUGUUAUUGAUUUUAUUUUAUAUAUUUAUUAGUUAAUUGUUUACUUAAUAUUCCGAACAACUACUCAAUUUUAU
Molecule: messenger RNA, 1908 nt
Organism: Rhopalosiphum maidis (corn leaf aphid)
Lineage: Eukaryota; Metazoa; Arthropoda; Insecta; Hemiptera; Aphididae
Exons: 5
Coding region: 213-1010 (265 amino acids)
Biological process (GO): endosome to lysosome transport; synaptic vesicle exocytosis; intracellular protein transport
Cellular component (GO): synaptic vesicle; BLOC-1 complex; BORC complex
Molecular function (GO): SNARE binding
Source: RefSeq, a predicted model, not a curated record